This is a messenger RNA of Salmo salar (Atlantic salmon), 4128 nucleotides long. Lineage: Eukaryota; Metazoa; Chordata; Actinopteri; Salmoniformes; Salmonidae. The record is from RefSeq and is a predicted model, not a curated record.
CUACGUUGUCAGCGCAGCUGUCAGUGUGUGUUGGGGCCGGUGUUUAGCUGUCUUUAGCCAACCGGCUAGCUAGUUAGCUACAAUAACAACAGGACAUAUGGCUGGAGUGCAACCCCAGGGGGAUCUCCUGAAAAUGUCUCACAGGGAGAACUGGAAAGUCCAGCAUGAGCGUCUGCACGUGAAGCACCGGGGCCAUGAGGCCAUGCAUGCAGAGAUGGUGCUCAUCCUCAUCGCUACGCUAGUGGUGGCUCAGAUCGUACUGGUACAGUGGAAGCAGCGGCACAACCGCUCAUACAAUUUGGUAACCCUGCUCCAGAUGUGGGUGGUUCCUCUGUAUUUCACUAUGAAGCUGUACUGGUGGAGGUUUCUGUCCAUGUGGGGAAUGUUCUCUGUCAUCACCAGCUAUGUCGUCUUCAGAGCUACACGCAAACCGCUUUCCUGCCGGACACCACGGAUGGUGUAUAAAUGGUUUCUGUUGAUCUAUAAGCUGAGCUACGCGGUGGGAGUGAUUGGAUACCUGACCAUCAUGUUCACAAUGUUCGGCUUUAACGUCUUCUUCAGGAUCAAGGCUGAGGACUCGAUGGAUGUGGGUGUUGUCAUGCUGUUCUAUGGUCUGUACUAUGGAGUGAUGGGACGGGACUUUGCUGAGAUCUGCUCAGACUACAUGGCCUCAACUAUAGGGUACUAUAACAUGGGAGGAAUGCCGUCCAGGAGCCUGACAGAUGAUAUCUGUGCGGUCUGUGGCCAGAAGAUCCUAGUAGACGUGGAUGAGGAGGGGAUUAUAGAAGAUACCUACCAACUCUCCUAUUCCACGAGUUCUGUAUCCGUGGCUGGUGCAUUGUGGGUAAGAAGCAGACGUGUCCGUACUGCAACGAGAAGGUCGACUUGAAGAGGAUGAUGAACAAUCCGUAUCCUUUCAUUGGCAGAGGCGAGAUCCACAGGACACAGGGAUUGGCUGAAUCUGAGAGCACAUUUUACACACACUUAUUCUUAUCAGCCUUUGAAAUCGUUGCAUGUUGCGUUUAAUAUUUUUGUUCAGUAUAAUUGUAAAGAAAAGUUUUAAACAUGUUUUACAGCAAUCAUUUUGAUCUGAUGAAUGGUCAGUGUUUGUUUACGAUAAUUGUAAAUUAUAGUUUUAACCAUGUUUUGAGGCUAUACAGUGUUUCUUUACAAUUAUACAUUGUUUACAAACAAUGGAGUAAAACAGGCUUACUUGCUGACCAGACAGCUCGCUUGCGUCCGCCCGCCCGCCGGCCUGCCAUCGCGUGCAUGUUGAUUUGGUCCCCACCACACCAAUUUGACGACAGGUCAAUAUGCAAACGUUUAUGGCAAUUUAGUUAACUAGCUUGCUGUUGCUAGUUAAUUUGUCCUGAGAUAUCAAAAUUGUGUUGUUUAUUUUACCUGAAAUGCACAAGGUCCUCUACUCCGACAAUUAAUCCACAGAUAAAAGAGUAAACUGAGUUUUGUUUCGAGUCAUCGCUCCUCCUUCAGGCUUCUUCUGUGGACUUUAUAUGGCGGUUGGUAACCAACUUUAAGGUGCAUUACCACCACCAACUGCACUGGAGUGUGGACCUCAGUUCAUCUUUCAAUCACCCACGUGGGUCUAUGCUUCUUAAAACCGAUGUGGGACUUGCAGCGCGUCAAGCUACACAAGUAGAACCAAGUUGUAUUUUAGCACCUGUCUACGCAGACGCUCGUUGACGCUCGCGAGCAGUGUGGGUGUAAUGAUUGACAUUUUAUUUUUGCAACGCUGGCCCUCGCGACCAGCAUGUUACAGUAUACGAUUGGAUCUGACGGGGUACAACAGUUGAACUAAGUUCAUGAGGCAUAAGUUCUAUUUUUCUUAGAAUCAAUGUGUGCGUAUAUAUCAUUCACUUAUGAGCAGAGCUCUGAAUGAACUUUUUUUUCCAUUGGUAGAUGUUAAAAAAAGUAAGGAGCACCAGGCAAAAUAUUGUCCUAUCGCUCCUAAUUGUCAUCAGUUGUUACCUUGACGAUGUAGAAUCACAACAAACAAACCUCCAGCAGGUGGAGUUCAGUAACUACGGAGAGAUUGAUGGUGAGAUGCUGGAGGAAGUGUUUAAUCGGUCAGUAGUCUACAUGAGUCGUAUGAGAAGAAUGCAAUUGUUGAAUUUAUGUAGAUAUUCUAAAGUGUUUUGAUAACUUACAUAGGGUUUCUCCCCAUACCAUUUCAAUUCAGUAAUAAUAAUAUAAUACAAGGGACCCUGGCUUUAUCAAAUGAUAGCUACCUACAUAACCAGCCAUCUACAUAACCAGCAAUAACGUUAUCUAACGAGCCUGGCCUACAUAACCAGCAAUAACGUUAUCUAACGAGCCUGGCCUACAUAACCAGCAAUAACAUUAUCUAACGAGCCGGGCCUACAUAACCAGCAAUAACGUUAUCUAUCGAGCCUGGCCUACAUAACCAGGAAUACCAUUAUCUAACGACGUUAGCUUAAUUAUGCCACAGAGUUCAUUGUAUUCCAGUAUCAAUCGGUACGUUCACCACCACUGGUCAUUGCACACCAAGCUAGCGUGUUACUGGUGCGGACUUGGGGACCGACGAACUCCAAGCUCCUAUUCCACAUACUAGCCAGCUACGGUCUUUUGGGCAAGGCAAUGAAACCAUAGAACUUUGGCUGUGGAGGCGUUGGUCAAUCCGUACAGGACCCAUGAUCCUUUUGAAGGCAUCGGGAGCAAUGAAAACAAUUGAGCCCCGUUCAAUGAAAGGCUAGCGAAGGGGCAAUUUGCACAUGGAGCUUGGCUAAAAGACGGGGCAUGAUCUGUUGACAUAAUUGUUAAUCCAAAGACAACUUUCAUUUACUCGUUGUGACGCUCUGAGGUUCCAAACUCAGUUUAAGACGAGACUGACUUUACGACUAAAAUUAUCCUAUUUUAAACACAACACACUUUAAAUGAAGUUUUAGCAACGAUUGGUGUUUUAGGUUGCUGGACCCAGUGGUGUUUUAGGUUGCUGGACCCAGUGGCGUUUUAGGUUGCUGGACCCAGUGGCGUUUUAGGUUGCUGGACCCAGUGGCGUUUUAGGUUGCUGGACCCAGUGGCGUUUUAGGUUGCUGGACCCAGUGGCGUUUUAGGUUGCUGGACCCAGUGGUGUUUUAGGUUGCUGGACCCAGUGGUGUUUUAGGUUGCUGGACCCAGUGGUGUUUUAGGUUGCUGGACCCAGUGGCGUUUUAGGUUGCUGGACCCAGUGGUGUUUUAGGUUGCUGGACCCAGUGGCGUUUUAGGUUGCUGGACCCAGUGGCGUUUUAGGUUGCUGGACCCAGUGGUGUUUUAGGUUGCUGGAAAUGUGCUUUCUGGUCUUAAUAUGAGAUUAGUUAGAGUUAGGCAUAAGGUUAGCGUUAUGGUUAAGGUUAGGUUUAGAAGAGAAAUUCUGACAUAAUUCUGACUUUGUAGCUAUGGUAACGAGAGACGAACUUCCACUUAGCCGCGUUAAUAUGCGAAGCCACUCGUCUCUAAUCAUGUAGAUUUGUUUUCCGAGGAGGUGUAUCGGAAGGCAGAAUCUCCGACAGUGUCCUCAUCAUCAUCAUCAUCAUCAUCGUCUUUUUCUGAUUGAUCGUUUUUGUCAUUUAAAAAAAAAAAAAAAAUUGUCAAAGAACUUAAAUUAUUUCAGUGUUGCUCUUCUUGCUAGUUAGCUUGCUAGCUAACACCGUUACUUAACGGACAGAAAAUGAACGGCACAGUUCUGAGGGAAAGUUUGAGCGAAAAAGGGAUUGGAUGUGUGUACCAGGCAUGUGAUUUGUUUUAAUUAGCAACAUUUUAAACAUUUUGUAGAAUUUAUGAUUGGUUAUGAUUUGUAAACCAAUGUAUCGGCCUGUCUGUAGUUGGAGCAGACAAGAGUGUUGAAGCAAAAUAUUGUUACGCUUUGAGUUUUUUUUAUUUUUUUAUAUAUAUAUAUAUAUUGGAUAAUGUUUUUUGUCUCACGUUGCUUACAUGAUAAAUGUACCGGUCGUACUGCAACCUUUUUCUGCAACCAAGGCCAUGUUAAUAAAUUGUAUUCUUCAAGAAUCAAUCAAUUAAUUGAAGAUUCAAGAAUCUUCAAUUAAUUUAUAAUUAAUUUAGAAUUCCACAAAUGGACCAAUCGCUCCUUAACACCUACCCCUCCCCCUCCUC